Molecule: messenger RNA, 1143 nt
Organism: Brenthis ino (lesser marbled fritillary)
Lineage: Eukaryota; Metazoa; Arthropoda; Insecta; Lepidoptera; Nymphalidae
Source: the annotation of a GenBank genome assembly
AUGCUGAACAAGAUGCUAAUAUUAAUUAUAGCAAUUACCAUAUUAAAUAUUAAACAAAUCCUAGGUAACACAGCCAAUGGAUAUAUUGUUUACUGUCCCUGUAUGGGUAGAUUUGGUAACCAGGCUGAUCACUUUUUAGGAGCUUUAGCUUUUAGUAAAGGUCUUAAUAGGACACUUAUAUUGCCACCAUGGGUUGAAUACAGAUAUGGGGAAGCUAAGUCUAUUCAAGUUCCCUUUGAUACAUACUUUAAAGUAGAUACUUUGAAUAAUUAUCAUCAAGUAAUUACCAUGGAAUUAUUUAUGAAAAAUAUCGCACCAAUUCUAUGGCCUCCACACAAAAGAAUUUCAUUUUGUUAUACUCAAAGAAUGGGAGAAAUACAGAAUAGUUGUAAUGCCAAAUCAGGUAAUCCUUUUGGACCAUUUUGGGAUACAUUCAAUAUAAAUUUUAUUGAAUCUGAAUUUUAUGGGCCUCUUAAUUAUGAUGCAAGUAAUAAUAAUAUGAUGGAACAAUGGAAAAAGAAAUAUUCAGUCGAAGAGUGGCCUGUGCUAGCAUUUACAGGUGCUCCAGCAAGUUUUCCAGUCCAGGCAGAAAAUAUUUAUUUACAAAAAUAUUUAAGUUGGAGUAAUAAUAUUCUAGAGCAGUCCAGGAUAUUCAUAAAAAAGAAUAUGGCUGGUGGUGGUUUUUUGGGAAUUCACUUGAGGAAUGGACAAGACUGGGUCAAAGCUUGUCAACAUAUACCCGAUAGCCCUAAAUUAUUUUCAGCACCACAAUGUGUUGGAUAUAAAAAUGAAAAAGGAAAGUUAACAAGUUCUAUGUGUCUCCCACAAAAAAUGGAAAUAAUAAAGCAAGUCAAAAGGGCUCUUAAGAAGUACAGACAUAUAAAGUAUAUUUUUAUUGCAUCAGAUUCCAAUCAUAUGAAAGAAGACUUUGAAAGUGCCUUAGAAUAUUUAGAUGUCAGUAUAUUAAGAUUAAAACCAAGUAAUCCUCACCUUGACUUGGCCAUUUUAGGACAAGCCAAUUAUUUUAUUGGCAACUGUGUAUCUUCAUUUACAGCUUUUGUUAAGAGAGAAAGAGAUAUAAAAGGACUUCCAUCAGAAUUUUGGUCAUUUCCUGAUAGAAAAAAACUUAAACAUGAAGAAUUG